GGAAGGAAUACCCUACUGAUACUGGAGCCACAGCCGUACUGCCAGUAUCAUGUCUACCAUACAAAGAAAGGGCAGCAGCCACCUGUUCAACAGUUUGCGCACCUGUAGACUGAAGAUUCCAGAGGACCAGCAACAUCAAGAAAAAUCUGUCAUUGCUCAACCAAUAUUUGUUUUUGAAAAGAGAAAACAAACUUUUAAGAGACCUGCAGAAGACACCCUGUAUGAAGCAGCAGAACAUGAGUGUAAUGAUUCUUCAAGAAAGCGUGUCCGGUCUUCGUCUUUUACUUUGCAUACUACAGAUUCUCAGUCCCAAGGAGCAUCAACCUUGUCCCAGAAGCGACUAAGAUCGUCAUCCUUCACGGAUCUCCCGACCUUCCCCCCUUCUGGGCCAGUGAAGAAAAACAAUGUUUUUAUGACAUCAACUUUUGUGCAAAGGAAUGUUGAUAUGAACAGUGCAAAACAAGGUCCUGUGAAACAUUCUGAACAUGUUCUAAGACCUGCUAUCUUGCAGCCACCUCAAGCUCAAAAGUGUAUAAAAGUAAGAAAAGCAUUUGGACACGAUGUGCUGGAAUCCUGCAAGAGUAGAGAAAAAAACAAAAAUAAGAUUUCUGAGGAGAACUCCUAUUUGCUAAGUGAAAAUUUACCAAGUGCCAGAAUUUCAGUCCAGCUGUCUACUAACCAGAAUUUUUUAGGUCCUACAUCAGUAGGAUGUCAACCAAAUGAAGAUAAGUAUUCUUUUAAAAGCUGCAGUUCUGAUUUCGUUUUUGGAGAAAACAUGGUAGAAAGAGUUUUGGGUACUCAAAAACUCACUCAGCCUCAACUUGAAAAUGAUUCAUACAUCAAGGAAAAACCAUUCAAAUUCACUUUAAAAUUUCCUAUCAACGCUCCAAACUCAAGAACAGACUCUCUUAAGAAUAUACCCCUAACUGAAUCAGCUGCUGCUUUCUCUUCUAAACCAUCACCAAAAUGUCUGCUGGAGAAAAUUGAUGUCAUAACCGGGGAGGAGACAGAACACAGUGUGUUAAAGAUCAACUGCAAGCUUUUUAUAUUCAACAAAACAACACAGUCCUGGAUUGAAAGGGGCAGAGGAGCUUUGAGACUGAAUGACACAGCAAGCAGUGAUUGUGGAACAUUCCAGUCAAGACUAAUUAUGCACAAUCAAGGCAGCCUGAGGCUGAUUCUCAAUAGUAAACUCUGGGCUCAAAUGGAGAUUCAAAAAGCAAACCACAAAAAUUUACGAAUAACAGCUACUGAUUUAGAAGACUAUAACAUCAAAGUGUUCUUAAUUCAGGCCAGUGCCAAAGAUACAGGAUGUAUGCAUGCAGCAAUACAUCACCGUCUUGUUGCACUUCGAAGCUUCUGUAAGCAGAAAGAUGCAAAUCAAGCUGAAGGCCAGUCAGAAACAGUCCUCCAACAAUUUAACUGUGAGAGCUGUGAUGAGGAUGAGGAUGAUUUUAUCCAAGUCACUAAAACUAGAUCAGAUUCUUCUAGGUGGACCCACAGACAGUCGGUUGCCUGUUCAUGAGUGCUACCUACUAUAAACAUGAAAACAUCUACAAAAAGAUCACCUUACUGAAAAAAUCUAAGCCAUCCUAAUAACUAAAUGAGAAGAUCCUAUUCAUUCCUGGAACAGUUUUUAUAGAAAGGUCCAAGAAAUAUAAUUUGUUGCAAUUAAAAUGUUUCUCUGUGUAGUAUAAUAAUUCUGAGGUUUUAUAUUUUGAUUAUUGUGGAGAAAAUGGCAGAAUUUAAGAGACACAUGGCCUUUGGAAGUUCAAAAUUUUUCAUUUUUGAAGAAGUUAAUUUAGAAUAAGAUUUGGUAACUAAUUUGGACUAUUCAUCACAUUGAUGGAUACAAUAGUUAAAAUUAUAAAUUGCUGGAUUUGAUAAAUAUCUAAGAUAUUUAUUUUUUCAGUCAUAUAUUGUCUGGCCAUAAAACAAAUAUUUUACAAAACUUCCAGAGUCAUUUCUUUGAAAAAUGUUAAAACUGCACGUUAACAUGUUAUUAAAUCAUGUUUUUCUUCUGGGAAAUGUGUAUUUUCAUUUAACCUUUGGACUUCCUAAUUCUAUAUUAUUAUAUAUUCAUGGUAUGAAUUCCUUUAAAGAGAAUAUCUGUUCUUGCACUUGUAUCUAUCGCACCUUCUAUAUGCUUGACUCACGGUCAGUAUCCAAUAUUUGUUGAAGGAAUGAACAAAAUACAUUACCUAUGUAUCAAAACAGUAACUAUACAAAAAGUGAAAUAUGUUAACUUGUUCUUUGCUUUAUUUAUGUAAUUAAAUUGUCAUUAAUAUUCUAGUAGGUGAGGCUGUACAGAGACCUUUUAUAGCCAAAUGACCUUUUUUUCUUAAAUGCCAUUAUUAAGGUAAAACACAGUAAUUUCAACAAUUGUGCAACAGAAUUUUGAUGUUCCUCUUUUGAGAUUUGUUUCAGAGACACUUCAGGAGUUACACAAGUAGGGGCCACCACCUCACUGUGUGCUCACAUGAUCUCUUUCUUGUGGGAGCACGGGGAGGCGGUAGGGAGAAAAAGACAGCAGGUUCUCUGGUGUCUCUUUUUAUAAGGACAUUAAUCCCAUCAGACCAGGGCCCUCAUAACCUCAUCUAGCCCUAAUUACCUCCCAAAGCCCCAUCUCCAAAUACCAUCACAUUGUGGGGCAGACUUCAACAUAUGAAUUUUGGGAGAACAUAAACAUUCAGUCCAUAAUAAGGAAUAAUUCACAGUACAAAAUGAUUUCUGAAAACGUUCUGAACAGUGACAACAUAUUUGGGAUAAGAGUAUAGCUUCAUUUCUACUUUGAAGAACAAUAUUCACAUGGAAGUAUACAUGUGAAUACAUAUUUUUAAAAAGUUACAUUACUUUAUUAUAGUAUAUACCAUAGAUAAUAGUAAAAGCAAUUAUAUAUAUGCAUUUAUUGUCAAAUCUAAUGCUUGAAAGUUUAGCAUAUGAAAGUUGAAUUACUUUUAGACUAUAAUUUAGCUAGUAUGUUAUAACUGAUGAAAGUUUUGCUUUCCCUAUCACUAACUUAGUAAAAUUUAGCUACUGAGUAUUUAACUUUCAUUAAUUCUUCUAGUGACUCCAGAAGAAAUACAGUAAAUAAAAUCCUUUACUUCUAAAUUAAGCAAUGACUCAGGAAGUGGAGAAGAAAAGUUAAUGUAAGAGAGGAAGAGAGAAAAGGUUGAGAGAAGGAAAAAAAAAAAAACAGUAAAGAAGAGCCCUAACAUGAAAGGAAGAAUAAAAAGAAUGGAAAAUCAGAAGUUUUAAGUGUUUUCUUUUUAAUUCUAAAAGAGUGACUCUGAUGCAGAACAAACUCGGAAGAAAAUUUUCAUUAGAAGCAUAAUAUAAACAGGGAGACAUUUGGAGAAGAUAUUAAAGAAUUGGUUCUCUUAUAAGAUCUUAGCUGAUAUGGGAACAUUGGGAUUAUGCUAAAUUGCUAAAGUAAAGCAGAGAAACAGAGAUUUUCCUUAUUUUCCUGACAUGUUCAUUCUUGACCCCUCUUUAGCUGUGGAGAUGAAUUUUCUCAAUGCCUCAAACAUUUUAUUUAGGGAUUAUGACAUGGCUACUAACAGCAGAAACACGAUAUUUAGCUUAUGACUUUCAACCCAUUUCCACUCUGCUAUUCCUUCUUAUACUCUUUAUGCAUAUAUUCAGUAAUAUUUUGGGGGGUAAUAGAAAUAGAAACAUCUUAUAGUUUCUCCUUGUCCUAUAUCUUCAUCUAGCCUUCUCCUUUUUGGCUUUUCUAUAUCCUUUGCCCACCCCCCCUUUAGUGUGAAG
Orcinus orca (killer whale) is the source of this 3768-nucleotide messenger RNA. It is a transcript of the gene RANBP3L, whose product is annotated as RAN binding protein 3 like. The transcript is spliced from 15 exons. Bases 50 to 1525 code for a protein of 491 amino acids. Gene Ontology annotation, molecular function: GTPase activator activity. NCBI's taxonomy places the organism in Eukaryota, Metazoa, Chordata, Mammalia, Artiodactyla, Delphinidae. The record is from RefSeq and is a predicted model, not a curated record. Gene Ontology annotation, biological process: protein export from nucleus. Gene Ontology annotation, cellular component: cytoplasm; nuclear pore.